Messenger RNA from Trichoplax adhaerens, 513 nucleotides. RefSeq lists its product as uncharacterized. NCBI's taxonomy places the organism in Eukaryota, Metazoa, Placozoa, Uniplacotomia, Trichoplacea, Trichoplacidae. The annotation marks the transcript as partial. The transcript has 6 exons. Gene Ontology annotation, cellular component: mitochondrion. The record is from RefSeq and is a predicted model, not a curated record.
AAACUAUUGGGUAGUUGGACUACUCAGAUUGGCCAGCAGGACCAAGUUGUUCAUAUGUUUAUGCACGAAAACGGAUAUGAGACCUACGAAAAAACCUAUCGCCACGGCCGAAAUGAUCCCGGUUUAUCGAAAGUACUUCAAGCUAUGGAUAAAUUGCUUGCCAAACGAUAUAAUCAUCUAUGUCAGGAAUUCGGUUUUUGGGGAGACGUCAAACCUAGAUCAGGCGGUAAUAUAUACGAGCUUAGAACCUACCAUCUAAAGCCUGGAAGCUUAUUAGAGUGGGCGCAACAUUGGGCUAAAGGAAUAAAUUAUCGUAAAGAUUAUAAUGAGCCUGUAUGUGGUCUUUUCACGCAAAUUGGUGAAUUAUAUACUGUUCAUCAUAUAUGGUCCUAUAAGGAUUUACCAACACGAUCCGAAGCUAGAGAAAGUGCUUGGGGUCAGCCUGGAUGGGACGAAUGUGUGAUGCAUACCGUUCCUCUCAUACGCCAUAUGGACUCAGAUAUAUUAACGCCA